Scomber japonicus (chub mackerel) is the source of this 2378-nucleotide messenger RNA. RefSeq names its product zinc finger protein 319b (gene znf319b). The transcript is spliced from 3 exons. The record is from RefSeq and is a predicted model, not a curated record. Lineage: Eukaryota; Metazoa; Chordata; Actinopteri; Scombriformes; Scombridae. The coding region runs from base 511 to 2364 and encodes 617 amino acids.
UCAUGUUCCCGUGCGCGGGCAGGAGAUCAGAAAGCUAGCCGACAGCUAGCUACCAAUUUAUAACAAAAUGCAUAGCUUUUUUUCGAGCCGACCGGAAGCCCUAGGAGCUAAAUAAAUGCAUUUUGUGAAACUGUGAGGUUUAUGGGGGGAUUUUGGGAGGCCGCGGGAGAAUUUUCCCUCAUUUUAAUGAACCGCAAAUCCCAUUUUUUUCGGCCCCCGGAGCCACAGAGCUCGAACAAGAGAGCCUCCGAGCUCCGUGUGCGGAUGUGAAGAGCGGACCUGGCGUUAUUUCAGGGGAUACUAGCUCACCCACGACUGACUGGCAAUUUAUCGGGAAUACUGUGGAAGCUUAUGAUAGCACCUGAAGGUCAAGAAUAAAGUGGAAGGUGUAGAUUUUCUUCCAUCUCUCCACAAUCAUCAGUGCUCUCCUCAUAUCCUCCGUCGCAGCUCCUUCUCUGUCGCAGCUCCUUCUCCAGGCAACCCUUCAGCUCUCCACUGUCAACUGCUUAAAUGGAUUGGGCCACGCCAGCAGCCAAAUUGAAUCCCUACACCCGAGCCCGCAUGACAGAGGCUUGGCAGCAACAUGCCGUUGCUCCACCUCCAGUCGUCCACACCAUUGCUCCGGGAGCUGAGAACGCACUGGGCUGCGCCGUGUAUGGUAUCGUACUGCAGCCGGACGCCACGUCUCUACAGCAGCAACACGCUCAGCAUGGACAGCACGGCCAGCAGCAUGGCGGGAGUCAGCAACACGGAGGUGGGCAGCACAGUCAGCAGCAACACCCCGCCCAGGCCCAGCAGACCUCCCUGCAGGUAGGGACAGAGGGACACAAGUGUGGAGCCUGUGGACACGAUAUCUCCCACCUCGCGAACCCUCAUGAGCACCAGUGCAUGGUGAGUCAGGACAGGUCGUUCCAGUGCACCCAGUGCAUGAAGAUCUUUCACCAGGCCACGGACUUGCUCGAGCACCAGUGUGUUCAGGUGGAACAGAAGCCUUUUGUGUGUGGGGUGUGUAAGAUGGGCUUCUCUUUGCUCACCUCUCUAGCCCAGCACCACACGUCCCACAACAGCUCAAAUCCGAUGAAGUGUUCAAUAUGCGAGAAGACCUACCGGCCCGGUUCUUCUGGCAAUGUGACACCCAACUCAAACCCCCAGCAGUCCAACAGCGACGGGGCGUCAGCCAGCAGCAGCUCGUCCAUCCUACCUUUCCCCUCGGCCCGAGACCGGCCGUACAAAUGCUCCGUUUGCCAGAAGGGCUUCAAACACCUCUCGGAGCUCACGCGGCACGAGAGGGUGCACACAGGAGAGAAGCCCUUUAAAUGUGACACGUGCGACAAGGCCUUCAGCCAGUCGUCGCACCUCCAGCACCACCAGCGAACACACAGCAACGAGCGCCCAUUCAAAUGCGCCGUUUGCGAAAAGAGUUUCAAGCACCGCUCCCACCUCGUGCGCCACAUGUACGUGCACUCCGGCGAGCACCUGUUCAAGUGCAACUUAUGCGAGCUGCACUUCAAGGAGUCGUCGGAGCUCCUCCACCACCCCUGCCACCCGCAGGGUUCCCGGCCGUUCCGCUGUGCCACUUGCGGAAAGGGUUUCAAGCGGCCGUCUGACCUUCGCCAACACGAACGCACACACUCGGAAGAGCGUCCUUUUCACUGUGACGAGUGUCAAAUGAGCUUCAAGCAGCAGUAUGCACUGGUGCGCCACCGCCGCACACACAAAGACCCCACUGACCGACCGUUCAAAUGCAACCUGUGCGACAAGGGCUUCAUGCAGCCCUCUCACCUCCUCUACCACCAGCACGUCCACGGCAUGGACAACCUGUUCAAGUGCGCCUCAUGCCAGAAGGAAUUCAGCCAGUCAGGAGAGCUGCUCAGGCACAAGUGCGGCGAGACGUCCAACUCCUCGCCCGACAAGCCGUACAAGUGCGACGUCUGCGGCAAGGGCUACAAGAAGAGCUCCACGUUGCAGCGCCAUCAGAACUCUCACUGCCAGGAGAAGCCCCUCAAGUGCUCUCUGUGCGACCGCCGCUUCCUCUCCUCCUCCGAAUUCGUCCAACACCGCUGCGAUCCGUCUCGGGAAAAGCCGCUCAAGUGUCCCGACUGCGAGAAACGUUUCAAAUACUCGUCGGACCUGAACAGACACCGACGCGUGCACACGGGAGAGAAGCCGUACAAGUGCGACCACUGCAACAAGGGCUUCAAACAGCGUGAGCACAUGAUCAAACACCAGAGCACGCACUCUAGAGAGGGCCAGUUCAAGUGCGUUUGGUGCGGCGAGCGCUUCAGUGACUUGGGCUCGUUGCAGGAUCACACAGUGCAGCACACGGCAGACGGCGGGGGUUACCCUGUGCCACAGUGCAUAUAAACCCUCUGACUUUA